AUGGCAUGCUUGGUCACGAAAAGCAUGUCAACGGUAAUGUCAGCCAUCUUCUGUUAUCUUCUCCGUGAGAAAGAAUUCAUCAAUGAGGGACGUAAUCUUCUUCGUGAACUACCAGAUAUUGAGCUAUGCCAUAAGGAGAACAGAUUUAAAAAUGUGGAUGGAAUGAUUCAACGUCUAAAUAUACAAAAUACCUCGAUGUGGAAGUUUAUUAUGGUCACUAGAGAGCCGGUUGAUCGUUUUUUAUCGGGAUUUAUUGAUCGUUGCAUACGGUAAGU
Strongylus vulgaris is the source of this 275-nucleotide messenger RNA. The record is from the annotation of a GenBank genome assembly. NCBI's taxonomy places the organism in Eukaryota, Metazoa, Nematoda, Chromadorea, Rhabditida, Strongylidae.